AUGUCAUGUCCUCAGUUCGAAGGAAAGAUGUGCGCUGGUCAGGGCGAAUGCAGUUGUGGAAAAUGUCGAUGCGAGGAAGGCUACACAGGAGACGAUUGUUCCUGCUCUCUGGAUACCACUCCUUGCACUGAAGGAGGGGAAAUAUGCAAUGGACACGGAACAUGUGAUUGCGGUAAAUGCGUUUGUCAUCAGGGUUUUACGGGACUGACGUGCGGUAUCUCAGCGCAAAAUGAACUGGAUGAUAAAUUUUCAAAAUUAGACGAAUCGAUAGAAGACGAGGCGUUGCAUGAACAAGUAGAUGAUGAGAAGGAUGCGGCGGAUACAAGUAAAGAGGGCGAAGCGCGGGAUUUGAGUGAAACAGCAGAAGAACAGGAUGAAUCCGCCAGGCAUACCGAAGAGCCUCAGCCAAAAAGUGCUGCGGAAGGUGAGCAGUUGGAAGACGAUGAAACCGGAAUUGGAGGUGGUGGUGAGGAGCACGAGGAAGUGAAGGAAGAGGAAAAGGACCAGGAAAAAGGAGAUAUGAAAACCGAAAACAAGAAGGUUGAGGACGGUAAGUUUGGUAUUUUUCCAGAAAUGCUGUCAUAA
Gongylonema pulchrum is the source of this 585-nucleotide messenger RNA. The record is from the annotation of a GenBank genome assembly. NCBI's taxonomy places the organism in Eukaryota, Metazoa, Nematoda, Chromadorea, Rhabditida, Gongylonematidae.